GGACUAAAGAACGUUCUAUAGUUCGUUAACGCUAUGUGAAAUACCUACAAAUGUGUGAACUCAAUAGGAUAUGAGGGCAAGCGAUUUGAAUUGUUAGUUCACUGUCAUGUGAUAGAGGAACCCCGCGAAGAAGGAAGUAGUACAUAGAUCUACGAGGCUAUGAUAUUCGUCUUCAGGCAACCAAAGGCGGGGAUACAUUGCAGCUCAUAUCGCUGUGGCUUACUUUCCAAGCCUUUUGACUCUUGGAAAACGGAUUGCCGCCCCGUGGUGUAACACACCAUAUGCUGCGCGGCGUUCACGAUACUAAUCAUCUUGGGCGGCCUAAGAGUGUAGUUAGAAAGUCCUGUACGCAAGUCCGCCCCUCAAUUGUUUGCUGCCUUUAUGACUCUCUGAUUUCGCACCCAAAGAGUUCCCCCUAAGGAAUGAGUUAAUCUGUACUCUCCUCUAUCAUACUUUAAGAAAUUUGUUUUAUGUCUAGUACAUAAUGACUUACACUAAACAACACUACUACCAGACCCCCGGCCACGUAAUUGCCGCGGGGAUGGUUCUUUCAUUAGUGGAUAUCCUUGCGGUCAUGUUACGAUUUAUGAUGAGGAAGAAAGAGAGGCAACCGUUGAAGCCGGACGACUGGCUCUUACUCCCUGCUACAUUGCUGACGACAGGAGUUGGUAUUUGUUUGGUGUUUGGUGUGUCGCGAGAGGCGAUGGGAUAUCGAGAAUAUCCAACGUCGUUGGAAAAUCCAUCCGAAAUUGCCAUCUACCAAAUGUCUACCUCGAUCAAGCUUGAAUGGUCUAUCAGUCUGAUACUUCCCAUCGCCCUGGCUUGCACGAAAGUGAGCUUUCUUCUCUUCUAUAAGCGAAUAUUCUCUAUCAGUAGGAGAAUCAAUUGGGUACUCAAUGGCCUUAUCAUCUUCGUCGUCAUGUGGGCACUGGCGUUCUUCUUUGCCACUCUGUUCUGCUGCAGAGUUAUGCUACUUUUCAUCUGGAAACCUAUUUCGGAAAUGUCUGAAUGUAAAUUCUUUCUGGACGUAUUGAUGGCAUUUUGUAUCACUGGGUUUACUACUGAUCUUGCGAUUAUCGUUUUGCCUAUCCCAUUGAUUUGGCGCUUGAAGUUAUCUUCAGCUCAAAAAUAUACAGCCAGCGCAUCAUUCCUCCUUGGAUCAGUGACCGUUGCUUCUGCAUUGGCGCGCCUAAUAGUUUCUGUUGGCUUCGUUGCUGAGGCAGCAGAUCCUAGCAGUGAUAAUAUUCUGAACAUAACGUUGUACUGUUAUUGGGGAAUGGUUGAAUGCAGUGUAGGUGUUUUUGCCGCCUGCUUGCCAACCCUCCAGCUAUUUUUCCGUCGGAGGACUUGGCAAUCGGUCGCGAGUAGAACACGAAGUCUAUUCAGUAGCCGAUUACGAAGUGCCAGUUAUAGCGAAUAUAAGGACGGAAUCGCUAUCCAGGUCGACCGCAUGGUCGACGUUAUUAAGGAGAAGCGAGGUUCCUCUAAUCUGUUGGACGCCCCAAUUGCGGGUCAGGACCCCCUAAAGAAUAAUACAUACACGUAUACUAUGAAUCAACCGACAACAAUCAGAGAGACUAUUUAGAUUAGCCAACUCAUCCAGUUCAGGUAGUCUUCUGGUCAAAGCGAAAGGAGGUAUUCUCACACUCUCUAGGCUAUACCUUAAAAACAUUCGCAAAGUCGAACGACUGCUCGGAUAAUUUCACAACGGGUAUGGUAUGAGAAAUUAUUUUGACUUGAUUAGAGGGAGAAAGCAGCUUUAUUUUUAGUUCUAUUGUAUUCACCUCUAACAGAAUGCUGGUCUCCUAUUUUCUAUUCUAAAUGUCGAAUAAUUGUAGCAAAUAUUUUUGGUAACCCACGUAUGCUUUUCUCUAUUUGAGAAGACCAGAUUUCAAUAUGUGACACAACUCGGCGUUUCCAAUCCAGGGCCGCAAAGAACUACCCGAUCCCCGCUUCCUCAGUUUCAACUAUCGGCAGAAGCUCUUCGAUUGGAGUAUGAACGAAAAACUACUUAAGACAAUGAGCCAUUUGAUAACGAGGUGUCACAAGAGGAAUAUUAUGUGUCCAUCGGGGCUCAUUGAUAUAGCCUCUGAACCUUGGCGUCAGAAAAGAAUACCUCUUUCUAUCCACGCGCUUUCAUUCCCCUCUAUUGUAUGCUAGGCAAUUCUCCAUACUACAUGAAUAGACCGGCGUACGAAUCCUUGUAUCUUAGUAGCGGUAGAUCAAUCAUCUGCCUGUAAUCACAACCCCCUCUCUCAUAUCAAGUACU
Molecule: messenger RNA, 2269 nt
Organism: Daldinia loculata
Lineage: Eukaryota; Fungi; Ascomycota; Sordariomycetes; Xylariales; Hypoxylaceae
Exons: 6
Coding region: 485-1585 (366 amino acids)
Source: RefSeq, a predicted model, not a curated record